Ictalurus punctatus (channel catfish) is the source of this 7092-nucleotide messenger RNA. RefSeq names its product kinesin family member 26Aa (gene kif26aa). NCBI's taxonomy places the organism in Eukaryota, Metazoa, Chordata, Actinopteri, Siluriformes, Ictaluridae. Gene Ontology annotation, molecular function: microtubule binding; microtubule motor activity; ATP binding. Gene Ontology annotation, biological process: microtubule-based movement. The record is from RefSeq and is a predicted model, not a curated record. Bases 1 to 5946 code for a protein of 1981 amino acids. The transcript has 16 exons.
AUGGAGUCACUCGGUUCUUCUCAGGUUCCUCAGGAGGAGAACCCAUCACCCGUGGAACUGAUGGUUCUGCACACUGACUGGAUUUUCGGAUUCACGAGUCAUCUUCUGAAAAGGAAGCAGAAGCGCAGCAUCUGCAAAGCACAGCGCAAAGUAAAAGUUUUCCCAGAAGCCCUGAAGGUGCGCCAGCACUAUCAUUUCAUAGAAUUAAAGCACCUGAGCGAUAAACAUUUUUCAUGCCUUCUGCAUCUUCUGAACCUGCCUUUAUUUCUGUUUCCGCAUCAGGUCAUCGAAGGCUCGGCAUAUAAAGCGCCGCUGCACUAUGGAGGACUCGGUCCCAGAAAAAAGCUCCACUCUGCGGAUGAGAUUCGGCACGGCUGUCGUCCGAACCCAGAGGGCGCCGGCUCGGCGUCGGCGAGGGAGCGCGGCACCGGGAGGGCGUGUCAGAGAUGUCACAUCCUCACCAACCAACUAAACAGGCAGGCGCUGGCUCUGGCCGAGUCCGGCACGCUAAAGGACCCACGUUUUGCAGGCCUCCUUCUCGAUAAACUCCAGGCUCUAGAAUGGCCUCCAAGGGGUCAGGGUGCUGAAAGCUGCUGUGACAUGUGUGGAACUCCUCUGCACCAGCUACGACGUUUGGCUCUUCACUCAGCCCUGGGACUGGCUCUUGAUGGAACCCCUAACCUGCAGUCUGGACCUUUCUCUGGCCUGCUAGCACCUCACCAAAGUGCAUCCUCACAGAGACCCUCCUGGGUGAACCAGGGUUCCUCAUCUGCUACCAUACGACAACCCUCGAGGUACCACGUUGAACCAGUGGCUGGUAUCCAGAAUAAGGAAAUGGGCUGGAUCAAGUCUGGAGCUGCUGGCAUGGACAUAAAGCCGAGCUGCCAUGCUACUGUCACUCCAUUACCCACCUACGCUCAGCAGUAUCUGGAGGGGGUGUGGAGUGUGACAACCAUCAGUAGAGCCCAUCAGCAACAACAAUCGCAGAGUCUGGCUCCAGACGAGGACAGCGGGGCUCCCGAAACUUCACGUUCUAGCCGAGUCAGUGCUAUUCCCUCCAUCGCUCUGAAAGGGAACAGCCGGAGCAGCCGGGUGACAUCUCCACCUCCGGCUCAAAGCUGCUCUGCGGCCUCGUUCUUCCUCAGGGCUGCUCAGAAGCUGAACCUCUCCAAACGGAAGAAGCCUCAGCCUCCUCCGCCGCCGUCCCCGCCUGACCCCGAUGAACCGUUCUUCUACACAGACGGCUUCAGUGCCGCCCUGCAGCUCUCACCCCCACCUGUCCCACCAUGCCUGCUCAGGGUGGGGUCAAAGGUCAAAGACAGCCCCGGGAUGGGCAAGGUUAAAGUAAUGGUGCGCAUCUGUCCUGCGAAAGGGGAACAGGACACUUCUGAGUCCAUGUCCUUCCUGAAGGUGGACGCUCAUAAGAAGCAGCUGACCUUCUGCGAGCCUCCAACUAGCGCUGCAGGUCAGAGACGCUUUUCCUCCACCAUGGCCCCGAAGAUCUUCAACUUCGAUGCAGUCUUCACCCAGGAUGCCUCACAGGCGGAGCUGUGUUCAGGGACGGUGGCGGAGGUCAUUCAGUCUGUCCUCAACGGUGCUGACGGGUGCAUCUUCUGUUUCGGACACGCCGACCUCGGUAAAACCUACACCAUGAUCGGUAAAGACAGUUCCACUCAGAGCCUGGGCGUCGCCCCGUGUGCCAUCUCCUGGCUCUUCAAGCUCAUCGAGGAGAGGAAAGAAAAAUCCGGUGCUCGGUUCUCUGUGCGCGUCUCGGCCGUGGAGAUCAGCGGGAGGGAUGAAGUGCUGACUGACCUUCUAGCCAACUUCUCUGUAGGAACGCUCCAGGAUGUCCAGGGUGCGGGGGUCUACCUGAAAGAGGACCCCAUCUCCGGUUCACAGCUCCAGAAUCAGAGUGAGCUAAGGGCGUCUACUGCAGAGCGAGCCGCCUUCUUUCUGGACUCGGCUUUAGCGGCACGGAGCACCAGCAGACCUGAAAAUGCUGAAGAGCAGCAGUGUAACUCUCACAUGCUCUUCACCCUGCACGUCACCCAGUACCGCAUGGAGAAGAGCGCCAAAGGAGGAAUGUCUGGGGGUCGGAGUCGUCUACAUCUUCUAGACCUGGGCAGUUGUGAAUCUGAUGUCAGUCGAACAAGGGAUGGAGGUGGAGGCCAGUGUCUGUCUCUGGCUGCUCUGGGGAACGUCAUCCUGGCUUUAGCCAACGGUGCCAAGCAUGUUCCUUAUAGGGACAGCAAGCUCACCAUGCUGCUGAGGGAAUCAUUGGGCAACAUCAACUGCAGAACCACCAUGAUCGCCCACAUCUCAGAUUCACCGGCCAGUUUUACCGAGUCACUCUCCACUGUGCAGAUAGCCUCUCGUAUUCAUCGCAUGAGGAAGAAGAAAUCCAAGUAUGCCUCCAGUUCUUCAGGAGGGGAGAGCUCUUGUGAGGAAGGACAAACCCGACGACCGCCUCACUUAAGACCGUUAUACCCCAGGACAGUGGCUCUAGACCCGGACCACCCUGCACUUCUGUCCAGUGAUCCGGACUACUCCUCCAGCAGUGAGCACUCAUGUGACACAGUUAUCUAUGUAGGUCCUGGUGGAGCCCAUAUUUCUGACCGUGAACUCAGCGACAACGAAGGCCCUCCAGCCUUCGUUCCUAUCAUUCCUUCGCUGAACAAAAAGCGUGCAAAAGAGGCUCCCAAAUCAGAUCGGGAUCAUCUAAAGUGCAACACGUUUGCAGAAUUACAAGAACGGCUUGAGUGUAUUGAUGGAAGCGAGAGCACAGCUACUUUUAUAGGCGAAGGAAAAGGACCUCAGACAGUCCCUAAGACUCAAAUUGGAGCUGGGAAAGCUACAGAUGGGGUUCUUACAUGUACCAAGAUGAUUAAAUCCUCCCUCCAAACGCCUUAUUACAUGGAACACUCCGAAGUCUCCUCAGAUGGAGCUGUAUCGGAUCAAACUUCAGCUCAGGACACUGAGCCAGUUGUACGAGAGAAGGUCUUCAGCGACAAAGGACCUUCACCCUCAUUACAAAAGACCUCAAAUUUGGCCGAUGAUAGUAUUUUAGCCACAAGGACACCUCCAGUGGGUAUGAGUCAGCCAGCACUCAGGCAAGGCGUACCUUAUCAUCUAAGUAGGAGCCCAAUGGAAGUGAGCCACCUCAGAGCAGCUUUUCAGAGCAGAUGUCUUGAGAGAGAUGUUUUAAGGACUACUGUCACUCUACAGCAACCUGUUGAGCUAAACGGGGAAGAUGAACUAGUGUUUACUGUGGUCGAGGAGCUGCCUACUGGUCUAAUUCCAGACAACGGUCGACCAUCCAGCAUAAUCAGCUUUAACAGUGACUGCUCCCUGCAGGCUAUAUCCUCUGGAUCACGUCCAGUCAGUAUUAUCAGCAGCAUCAAUGAUGAGUUUGAUGCAUACGUAUCCCAAGUAGACAGUGCACAAAAAAGCCAUGCAAGGUCAAAAGAAGAAAUGUCACCUGACCACAGCACAGCGCUAUCUUCCAAAGGCUCAUAUUUCAGAAAAACGGUGAAUACAGAUGCCACAUAUUUGCCUAGAGGUAUUACAUCAAAGGGGAUGACCAUACGUGAUAAUAUUUCAACAACAAAUAUACCUGGUGCUUUAUGUAUGGAGUCUUCCUCACAGCAAGGCACAAACAGCUCCUUCAGUGACAGUGCGUUAUGUUUUUCAGAGUUAGACUACCAAUCAGGAACCUCUGAGAAAAUUCAUAUAGCCAAGUGCCCACCACCUUUUGAUACAAAUAAAGCAUCUUUCAGAGGUCAAAAGUCAGUUAAAUCUAGUACCACUAGCUCAUCACAGUCAGUACAGAUGCCUAGUGUGAACCAGUCUACUCUACAGAGAAAAAACAAACCUACCUCAUCUGUUGAGCCAAAUAGCAGCUUGAACCGAGAGUUACAGAGGCAAGGAAGCAGGACAGACGAACACUGGAUGCCCACAAGUAGCCAGGUAGAUUCAAGAAGUACAGAAGUCAUCGCUGCAGGCAAGCCAUCCAAAACUGGCAUGAGUGGAAUCCCAUCCAGGAAGACCACAGGUGGGAGUAGCAGCAGUGUACCACGGUCUCCAAAAAUGCCUCCGUCUUCCUCCUCCCAAAGGGUGGUGGAUGGUUGUGAAAAAUCCAGUGUUAAAAAAGGAGAGAGCAUGAGCAGGAUGCCUCAGCUUAGACGAGGGGCGACAACACUUGGCAUGAUCACGGUGCCUCAAAGCCCCUCAGAGUCCAAGUGGGGCCAUGAUGCCAUGCAAACAAGUACCACAUUGAAAUACUCAUCCUUAGGGAAGCGGUCAAAUGGGCAGAAAAUCUUACUCCCAAAGUCUGGCAGCAUGUCACCCCCUGUCCCACCCAUCAGAAAAUCUAGCUUGGACCAGAAGACACGUGUUUUGGUGUCUCCUAGUGCCUUAAGGUCAUUAAGCAAUGAUGCAGCCAGAUCCUCAUCAUCCAAAGCAACAGUCUCUGAGGAGGAUUUUGAUGUUCGGCUUAGAGGGGACUCUUUUAGCUUUAAAUCGUUCAGCUUAAAGUCAGGAUCCAGUCUUCACACACGCGGUGCAAAAGCAGACAAUGGAAGAUACUUUGGGAGUCUUUUCUCCCUUGAAAGAUGUGACAGCUUGACAUCAAUUGGAUCUAAACAAGGAAUGAUGCGAGAGAGCAGUAGUGUUAACCUUGGUGGUAAUGGCAAGUCGAAUAAGAUGGUACCAAGACUUGGGGUUACCAGCUCCACCUCUGCACCCCUAUCUCCUCCAUCGGCCAGUACCCUUGGAGUCAGCAAAUUAGGGCAGAUCAAAGCUAAUAUAAGUCCUAGAGCCAUGGUUGGCAAUGGAAACAAAACAAAGUCCUUGUCUAGCAAUGGUUCCAAACCUUUGAGUGCCACAAAAUCAUUUUCCACCUCAAGUGUACGGACUGCCAACCUACCUCCGAGUGGAAAAACAUCAACUCGUUCAGUUAUGGGUGCAAGUGCAAAAGCAGGUAAAGGCACCCUCAUGGGCACAAAGCAAGCCAUUCGAGCUGCAAAUAGCCGGGUCAGUGAGCUAGCAUCAAGCAGCCCCAAGAAACACAUCAAGGUUUCUGAUGAUCAGGCAAGCGCUUCUGGUGAUUUUGGACCAAAUCUAAAAAGCGAGCUUUUACUGCCUUGUUCAUUGCCAUCACCAUACAGCAAGAUCACGGCUCCACGACGACCGCAGCGCUACAGCAGCGGCCAUGGUAGUGACAACAGCAGUGUUCUUAGUGGGGAGCUACCCCCAGCCAUGGGCCGCACUGCUCUCUUCUACCACAGUGGAGGCAGCAGUGGCUAUGAAAGCAUGAUCCGGGAUAGUGAAACCACAGGUAGUGCAUCUUCCACCCACGACUCCAUGAGCGAGAGCGGAGUGUCUACCUCCAGCCGAACCAAGGUGUCAAAGUCUCCCAAAAAGAGAGCCAAUGGCCUGCAGCGGCGGCGGCUGAUCCCUGCUCCCCUGCCGGACAAUUCCUCCCCUGGCAGGAAGGCUGGAGCUGCAGGCCAGUGGGUGGACCUGCCUCCGUUGGGGGGCUCCCUGAAGGACGCCUUUGAGAUUAAAGUGUACGAGAUAGAUGACGUGGAGCGACUGCAGAGAUGCAAGGAAGGGAUGGUUACUGAGGGCUUGCAGUACUUCAGCGCUCGCCUCAGGAUGCUGGAGAAGAGGCAGCAGCAGAUCCGGGAGCUCAGGGCCAAGCACGAGAGGCUAAGGAGGGAACUGGAGGACGCCAAGACUCAGCUAAUGCUCGACCCCGACAAGUGGACGGGAGAGUUUGAUGUGGAUCCGGAUCUGGACCCGGAGUCGCAGGACUACCUGGAGGCUCUGGUUCAGGCCACGGCAGAGCUGGAGUUCUGCGUCAACCUGUGCAAGUCUCGCGUCAUGAUGGAGACCUGCUUCGACAUUCUGGCACCGACAUCCCCGGGGCAAGAGCUGGAGGUGUGAUGAGGAGAUAAAAACAUGAGUGGAGAUUUACUGAGAUAUUUAUUUACAAAACCAGGAAGUGCCUUGAUUUGAAAAUAAAUGAAUAAAUGAAUCAUCGUUUCUGAUUGGUGCUGGUACUGAGAUGGCGACUGUACCUAAUCAAACCCGUUAGCAGAUUUCUUUUGGAAAAUAUCGGUUAUUUUGCAUUGUAAAGUAGUGUGUGAAAACAAAACAGGUGCAUAAUGAAAGUGAAAAAAAGGGAGAGAAAAGCAAUAAGGUAAUUUAUUGCCAAUCCCAGACCCUCCUGUGGAGUUGCCCAUCGUGAUCAUUUAUUGUGUUUAUUUUAUUUAUAACCCUGCCAAAGUGUUUAUUAUUUAAUAUAUUAACACUAAACCACUAAACCCAGCACGUAUACGUGCCCAAAAUAUUCCGUAAAGUCGCUUCAUAUCUAUAAGAGGUAUGUAGAUUGGAAUAAUCUGGGUUUAGAGUUAUCCCGAUUAGUUAAUCUCAGAUUUCUCAAGAGAUGUCGAAAGAACAUGUUUUGAAUUCUUCGAAAAUAAUUGGCAGUUAAAAAUUGGCAAUCAAGAAAACAUGCCCAAGAUUUAACGAACAUCCAGCGUGAAAGCAGCCGUGUGUGUGAUUCCUGACAUCUCUUUCAUCAAUUUAUGAAACACUGAUUAAUUCUUUUUGCUCCUGAAGCAGAACCUGUCUCUAAAGACUCGAAGCAAUUUUGUUCAGAUGUUGCUCAGUGAGCCACAAAACAAAAAUAAGCGAUUAACAAAUCGAGUGGUUUCCUCUUGAGUCUUUCAUUUCUGAUCAUCUUGUAGACCAAUAAAAAAUUUCAAAAAAUUCCCAUGGGGAGUGUGUUGCAAAAUUUAUUUAAAAUAAAUAAAUUCAAAUCAAUCCUUAUUAAAAUAGGAACAAAAAACCUCGGGCUUUUAAACCUGAGCGCAUGAGUUAUCUUUAUUUAAUGCUCUAUUAUUUCUCAUUUUUGUCUAAUUAUUUACAGCAUUUUAUGAGUUUUAGGAGUGUUUUUUUUUCUUUCUCACAGAUAUGUAAGAGUUUCUCAGUGUUUCAGCUUUAUACUGUACAGUUUUUUAACACUUUGUAAGAACAUGUACAGAACCUUCCAUAUGCAUCAGUACAUGAUUAUGAAUAAAAACAAUU